Messenger RNA from Zalophus californianus (California sea lion), 3385 nucleotides. It is a transcript of the gene KYAT3, whose product is annotated as kynurenine aminotransferase 3. NCBI's taxonomy places the organism in Eukaryota, Metazoa, Chordata, Mammalia, Carnivora, Otariidae. Gene Ontology annotation, biological process: biosynthetic process. Bases 550 to 1815 code for a protein of 421 amino acids. Gene Ontology annotation, cellular component: mitochondrion; cytoplasm. Gene Ontology annotation, molecular function: pyridoxal phosphate binding; L-kynurenine:2-oxoglutarate transaminase activity. The transcript has 15 exons. The record is from RefSeq and is a predicted model, not a curated record.
GGAGCCCGAGGAGGCUAGGCUGUCGCGCGCCGGACGUGAGAGAGGCGCCAGGCGGGCCCUCCGGAGCCCGGAGCGCGGAGUCGGUUGGAGCGAGGCCGGGAGGGAGGGAGGCCGCCGGGAGCGGCGCGCCUGGCGAGACCGGGAGCCGGGCUGGAUCUCCUUCAGCACUCGGACUCGCGCUCGGGAGCCGGCGUCCGCCUGGAAUUACGUUUCCUCUGGGGAGGUGGCUGGCCUCGCAGCGUGCGGCCCCUGCACCCCCGGUCGUCCAAAAAAGGCUUUGUGCCCCCUUUUGCUCUUGAUUUGACAACUCUGGCAUUGUGGAAACACCGACUGCAGUUCAUCCAUAACCGGGAUUCCUAAUAAGAGAGGAAACGAAGGCUGUUCUCCUGCCAUCAUGUUUUUGGCCCAGAGGAGACUCUGCUUCCUUGACAGUAGAGCAAAAUUCCUGAAGACUAUUUAUUCUUCAAAAAUCCUUGGACUCCCUACUUCUGCUGAAAGCAUGGCCCUCCCAAAAAGAAGCAAAUCCUGAAUCCUGAAUGCCUCCUGAAGAUGUCUUUGAAAAUCAUCAAUGCAAAACGAAUUGAAGGCCUUGAUAGUAAUGUGUGGACUGAAUUUACAAAGUUGGCUGCAGACCCCUCUGUUGUGAAUCUUGGUCAAGGCCUUCCAGAUAUAUCCCCUCCUAUAUAUGUAAAGGAGAAAUUAUCGGAAAUUGCAGCAAUUGAUAGCCUGAACCAGUAUACACGAGGCUUUGGUCAUCCAUCACUUGUGAAAGCUCUAGCCUGCUUAUAUGAAAAAUUUUAUCAAAAUCAAAUCAACCCAAAUAAAGAAAUCCUUGUGACAGUAGGAGCGUAUGGCUCUCUUUUUAAUGCCAUUGAAGGAUUAAUUGAUGAGGGAGAUGAAGUCAUAAUAAUAAUGCCUUUCUAUGACUGUUAUGAGCCUAUGGUGAGAAUGGCUGGAGCAACACCUGUUUUUAUUCCCCUGCGAUCUAAACCUGUCGAUGGGAAAAAAUGGUCCAGUUCUGACUGGACAUUGGAUCCUCAAGAACUGGCAAGUAAAUUUAAUUCUAAAACCAAAGCUAUUAUACUGAAUACUCCACAUAACCCCAUUGGCAAGGUAUAUAGCAAAGAGGAACUCCAAAUAAUUGCUGACCUUUGCAUCAAAUAUGACACACUCUGCAUCAGUGAUGAGGUUUAUGAAUGGCUUGUAUAUACUGGAAAUAAGCAUUUAAAAAUAGCUACUUUUCCAGGUAUGUGGGAGAGAACAAUAACAAUAGGAAGUGCUGGAAAGACUUUCAGUGUAACUGGCUGGAAGCUUGGCUGGUCCAUUGGUCCUAAUCAUUUGAUAAAACAUUUACAGACGGUUCAACAAAACACCAUUUAUACUUGUGCGACUCCUUUACAGGAAGCCUUGGCUCAAGCUUUUUGGAUUGACAUCAAGCGCAUGGAUGACCCAGAGUGUUACUUUAAUUCUUUGCCAAAGGAGUUAGAAGUAAAAAGAGAUCGGAUGAUACAUUUACUUGAAAGUCUUGGCCUAAAACCCAUAGUUCCUGAUGGGGGAUACUUCAUAAUUGCUGAUGUGUCUUUGCUAGAUGCAGACCUCUCUGAUAUGAAGGACAGCAAUGAACCUUAUGACUAUAAAUUUGUGAAAUGGAUGACUAAAAAUAAGAAACUGUCAGCCAUUCCAGUUUCAGCAUUCUGUAAUGCAGAGACCAAAUUACAGUUUGAGAAGUUUGUGCGAUUUUGCUUCAUAAAAAAAGAUAGUACACUGGAUGCUGCUGAAGAAAUCAUUAAGGCAUGGACUAGACAGAAGUCUUGAUACAAGCAGACUGUUUCUAUUAGAUGACCUAAUAUAGAAUUAUUAUUUAGUGCGCCAUCUGCUGGAUUAUGAAAACAAAUAUUUUGGUACCAAUGAAAUUUGAAGAAAUAUUUCCAUUGUUUUCCAAAAUGUUAAUCCCACCGGGGUUUUUUUGUUUUGUUGUUUUUCAGUUGAAAUAUAUGAAAACACCUACCACUACCAUUUUACAUCAGGCAGUGUAGCAUUGUGGAUAAGAAUUGUGAGACCCUGGUUUAUACUUAACCUCUCAGUGCUUCAGUUCCCUCAUCGGGAAUAAAAUGUAGCACCUACUUUAUGACACCUGGCUGGCUCAGUGAGUAGAGCAUGCAACUCUUGAUCUUGGAGUCAUGAAUUCGAGCCCCACGUUGGGCAUGGAACCUACUUUUAAAAAAUAGCACCUACUUUAGAUAAAGUUUAUAAGGAUAAAAUGGAUUGAUAAAGCCUUAAUAAACGCUCAGCUAAGGUUAGCCAGUUCUGUUUCUCCACCAUUGUGUAAAACUCUUAGCCAGUUACACCCCUUUAACUCCCAAGUCCUUGCUUUGUCUACCCACAUGUAAUUCCCUCCCCUUCGUUUACCAAUGGCUUUGAACUUUGCUCACAGUUUUGCUUCUCUGUCCCAAAUACUGCCAUCACCCAGAGUGGCUUCAAAGUCCACAUGGAUUACCUAGGCUUUCAGUACUUUGACCUCACCUUUGGCAAUGUUCACCUCCACUCCACUCUCCACUUCAGCCACCCACCCGCAUGGGUACACCCUGAACCUUUCAUCAUUUAAGGCUGUGCCACCUAUGAGAUAAUAAAUUAGUUAUCUCACACUGUACCCACCUAUCCUUAGAGUAUUCUCUCGGUGUGUCUCAUCUCCUCUCAAAAUAUCACUUCUUUAAACUCACUAUAAUUUCAAAUACACUAUUUCUCAAAAAAUGGUCUAUGGCCCUCUUACAGCAGAAUCAGAAUCAAUCUAUGAGAAUAGAUUCUGGUCUUCACCCUAGACCUGCUGAAAAUAAUUUCAGGAUCUGGCUCUUCCAAGGUGAUUUUUAUACCAACUGAAUUUUGAUAAUCACAUGGAACCUUCUAUUUUAUUCCCAUCUGUCCCCUUAUAUUUUCCCUGCCCAGCUUCAAUUGCAUCAUCUAUCACUUCAGCCAAGACACUUUUGCUACCCUGAAUAAUUUGCCCAUUGUUCUGUCUCACCUAACUGGUCAAAAAAAACCCAGAACUCCACCCUGGGAUUAAAAUGCCAUGCUUAUACUGGACUGCUGAGCACUGAUGUCACAAAAUACACAAUUGUGCAGAUACCAACAACCAUGAAUGCACGUCAUUAACCUUAACUAGGUUUAGUCCUUCCAUGAUACCCUCAUGAGAUUUCUCUACCUUUUACCACAGCAGCAAUUCUUAAUACUCUCCUGUUCACCAUAAAAAUAUCCAUCCCCCUCGGGAGAUGAACCAUGAGAGACUAUGGACUCUGAGAAACAAACUGAGGGUUCUAGAGGGGAGGUGGGUGGGGAGAUGGGUUAGCCUGGUGAUGGGUAUUAAAGAGGGCACAUACUGAAUGGAGCA